AGAAAAUAGGUGUGAUAAAAGUAAUGAUGAUGAUGAUGAUAUCUCCUUAGCCAACUUUAUGUCUCGCAAAUUACAAGUCAAUCAACAGGUAUUUUUUUCUUUAAAAAAAAAAAGACACUUCUUUUUCCUUUUACCAUUCAUAGUAUAUACUUGCCUCUCUUCCACCCCCCAUCUCUUUUGUUUUGUCUCCCUAUUUCUAUCCAUGCGUUGAUUUCAUACUCCGCGUAUCCCUUCUGUUAAAAUGUUCAUUCUUUAUAUUUAUUUGAUAUGUAGAUGGCAAUGAUGAACAAUUGGAUAUCACCUAAUCUUAUCACAUUACAACAAGACCCUUGGAAAUAUGGUGAUCCUAAUUGUACGACGCCAAUAUUUAAUAACAUCAAUUAUUACGGUCAAAAUGUCUCAUACCAUCAUCAUCUUCAACAACAACAACAACAACAGCAGCAGUAUACCGAAUAUAGUGGACAAUCACGCAAACAACAUCAUCCUCAUUCUUCAAGAACCAAUCAUCAAUCAUCUCGUAAAUCAAGGUCAGCUCCGAUGAAUAACACACAUUUUGACUCCAGGAUAUCUUCAACACCAAUACCAAAAUCAACCACUCCUCAUCGUCGUGUACGCUCUUCCACUUUGAAUAGUACUUCAUCUUCAACGACUGAAAAUACUUCAAAACAAUCCUAUCGCCAAUCAUAUCACAAUUUACAACCAUCUUCUUCUCAAUCACAUCCAAAUCUUACAUCCUUGGAUCAGCGCCGCUCCAACUCCCCUUGUCCGUCCUUGGCAGAUGACUCUGGAACUUGGAGGUCAUCCAUUUAUUCUCAUACUUCUUCUGUCAAGACUGUUUCCGAUACAACAAGUUUUACAAAUGCACCUCUUUCUUCAUCCUCUUCUUCUGUAUCUUCAAUGUCCAAAACCAAUAAACCUUCAUUAUCCAAACGAAUCCGUGGCGUAUUUACUGGUACAUCAAACAAUAAACCCCAACAUGAAACAUCGUCCUUGAGAAGAUCUCCAUCAUUGGCCUCUUGCGCUUCUUCUGUAUCAACAACUCGUACCCUACCUGGAGAUACUUCAUCUUUUAGAUCAUCAUGGACAAAUCUAUUCAGGAAAACAUCCAAAUCCGUAUCAGUCUCCUCUGGAUUGGACGAACUUUCAACAACAACAACAAUAGCCUCUUCAACGAAUCAAAAAGACAUAACAAUGCAUGUGGAUCCCCGUAAUGUUGGCAAUCCAUUAUCUCGUAACGCAUCACCAAAACCAACCAAAUAUUAUUAUACAGAUCUUCCUUCACCUGCAUUAUCAUCGACAACAUCUGAUUCUUCAUCAACGCCUCCAUCAUCUUUAUUAUCUGCUUUUUCUGUGUCCAGUCCGAAUCAUCACCAUCAUCAUGUCAGCAAUAAGCAUGUACGAUCAUCACCAAAAUCAGAUCUCACAAAUCAGCAACAAGAAUAUUUUGGUGUUCCACCUUCCUCUCGAUUGCAUCCAGCUACUACUUUUCUUCAACAUGGAUCACCUGUCUUACGACCAUCAUCCAAUAUCAGGCAAAGUAGCAAUUCAUCAUUGGUAUCCACUGAUGAUGAUGAUCUUUCAUUAUGUAUGACUGACUCUGUCUCCACUUUGGCGAAUGAUAACAACAAAUCAGGUAUGAUGACAUUAUCAUUAUCCGGUCCAUAUGGUAAAAGGAUAAAUUCCAGUACAACAAAGACAGUAUCAACCGGCAACAAGGGUUCAAAGGUACGAUUUAGGACAACAGUACAAGUACACGAUACAUUUGGAUCGCAGGAUUAUGAUAGACGUUGUGAUACUCAAGCUACUUGUCAACGAUUGACUCCUACUUUGGCCUUACAAAUCAAACAAGAACUCAAUGAAUACAAACUCAACGAAAUGCAAGUGCAUCCUCAAAGUCGACAAUAUACCCAUUUCUUCUUAUAGUUUGAGGGAUGUCUUUUUUUUUUUUUUUUGUAUAUUCUCUUCUCAUUCAAUCUUACAUAGUCCAGCUUUUUAGUGUGGCAC
Messenger RNA from Halteromyces radiatus, 2004 nucleotides. RefSeq lists its product as uncharacterized. Gene Ontology annotation, molecular function: actin binding. The record is from RefSeq and is a predicted model, not a curated record. Gene Ontology annotation, biological process: actin cytoskeleton organization. The transcript is spliced from 2 exons. The coding region runs from base 274 to 1923 and encodes 549 amino acids. NCBI's taxonomy places the organism in Eukaryota, Fungi, Mucoromycota, Mucoromycetes, Mucorales, Cunninghamellaceae.